Messenger RNA from Lathyrus oleraceus (garden pea), 804 nucleotides. RefSeq lists its product as uncharacterized. Bases 1 to 804 code for a protein of 267 amino acids. The transcript has a single exon. The record is from RefSeq and is a predicted model, not a curated record. NCBI's taxonomy places the organism in Eukaryota, Viridiplantae, Streptophyta, Magnoliopsida, Fabales, Fabaceae. Gene Ontology annotation, molecular function: zinc ion binding; nucleic acid binding.
AUGGAAGACAAAGAAAUGAUCAACGACUACAUUACACGCAUUACCUGGUUAGUUAAUCAAAUCAAAUCUUGUGGGGAAACGAUUCUUGAGCAGAAUGUUGUAUCGAAAGUAUUGCGUUCGUUAACGCCGUGUUUCGACAACAUAGUUGUGGCUAUUGAAGAAUCAAAGGAUCUAACAACGUUGAGCAAGGAUGAAUUGCAAAGUUCGUUAGAGGAACAUGAACAAAGGAUGGAUGAGAGAGGCCCCAAAAAAACCAAAGCAGAGAUUGCUUUGCAAGCGCGUUUCAAUGAGAAGAAUAAGAGGUUGAAAGGAAAAUUUGCAGCGAGAGGUAAAUCAAAUUUUCAGAAUUUUGGUUCAAAUGAUUCGCAAAAUUCAAAGCAUUCGACGAGUGAAAAGGGUGAAAGUAGCUCCAAGGAUAGUGUUCAUAGCAAUGGUUUCAAGAAGCGUGAUGUGAGUAAGGUGCAAUGCUACAAGUGCAGAAAGUUUGGACACUUUGCAAAUUCGUGUCGUGGUAAAUCGAAUGAGAAUCACAAUAAUGAAGCUAAGGUUGCUAGGGAAGAGGUAGAUGAUGAGGACACACUUCUAGUAAUGAUCACGGAGGGGAGUUAUGGCAUUACAGAUGUUCCGAGCAGCAGCUACAGUAGUGACAGUUUGCGAGACAGCAGCUGUACCGUUCCAGAAAAUAGCGAGAAAAUGCAUUCGGAUCGAAAUGCAUUGGUUACCGUUUGUGAUGGAGUCCAAGGGAGAGAUGAGUGGUACUUGGAUUCCGGUUGUUCAACACAUAUGACGGGUCGAAAAAAUUGA